AGAAGUUGGCCGAAAUCACCCUGGAACUGGCCAACCAAUAACUAAACCUGAGAUUAUCCAUGACUACAACAAGUUCAUGGGAGCAGUUGACAGAUGUGAUCAGAUGGUGGCCUAUUCUUGCUUCAGGCGACGCACCAUGAAAUGGUGGAAGAAAGUGUUCUUCCACCUGUUUUCCUUAAGCAUCCUGAAUGCUUACAUCCUGUACAAGCAAAGAACCCGGUCACCUGUGCUGCAAAGGACUUUUAGAAGGGAGCUUGUGAAGGAGCUUGUUAGGAAUUCUGGCAUCUCCCAUUCUCUCACUCCGAGAGGCCGCCCAAGGAGGUCAGCCGAAGGCUUAACCCGUCUUCAAGUUGGAGGUCACUUCCCAGAGAAAAUAUUGGGCACUGGGAAGAAGUCCAACAUCACCCGGGCAUGUGCGGUUUGCUUUCCUGCCCAAAAGAAGAUCCUAAAAAGGGCAGGAGAGAAAAGGAAGAGGCCAGGAAAAGAGUCUAGCUUUCAGUGCAGUGUCUGUAAAGUAGCCCUCUGUAUACAGGACUGCUUCCAGUUGUUCCACACUGUUCAGGACUAUGUUGCUGCCUACAUUCGAAGACACGAUGCCAAUAAUGACAAUGAGGAUGCUGAAACUAACUGAUCAUAACCAUUAUUCAUCUUUUGUUUGGUUUUGUUAGGUUUUGAAGUCAAUUCAAACACAGAAAUACAUAAAUUUACAACAUAGACCCCAACAACUGAGCUGACUGUUUUGAACUAAUUCAAAACCAAACAAUGUACAUAAAUUCCUAAUUUUGAUUAUGUGUUGACUUGACAAGUAUGCAGUCUUGCUACUGUAUUGAGAAAAACAAAUGUUGUCACAGACACAGGAAUUGUUUUAUUAAGCUGGUGGACUAGGGCUUAACUCUGAUUGCCAUUUUAGGCUUGUACAGAUAAUUUUUGGAAGAAAUUGAUAUGAUUUGUUUUUUGUUAAUGUAUAAUUUUAGUCAAGUUUUUCCAAAAGCAUGAUUUCAUAGCUAAAAUUUUAAAAGCAAAAUAGGUUAAAAGUUUAUUGUAAUAGAAUAAUCAGAAAGGCAAUUUCUUAAGCUUUAAUUUGAUAUAUAGGUUGUUAGGAUUUGAUGAAAUGUAAAGCUUGCACUGCUGAUGAAAGGAUCAACUGUCGUGUAUAAGUGUGUUACUAAAAAUAAAGUCAGUUUAGGGGAUUGUAA
This is a messenger RNA of Stylophora pistillata, 1196 nucleotides long. Its product is annotated as piggyBac transposable element-derived protein 4-like. The record is from RefSeq and is a predicted model, not a curated record. NCBI's taxonomy places the organism in Eukaryota, Metazoa, Cnidaria, Anthozoa, Scleractinia, Pocilloporidae.